GAUUCUAUGCCCUCACAGAAUAAGGACGAUAGCUGGCGAUAUAAAGCAAGAGAGGCGCUAUAACAAUACAUUUGGAAAACACUUUAAAAGUCUUCAAGCUUUUUGGCAGAACUCUUUUCGGCCAUGACUCUGUACUUGGUAGUGCUGGUGCUCUGCACUGGAGCCGCUUUAGCCGCGCCUAGGUUCGACGCACAGUUUGAUGAACACUGGGACUUAUGGAAGAGCUGGCACAGCAAAAACUACCAACACGAGAAGGAAGAAGGCUGGAGGAGGAUGGUGUGGGAGAAGAACUUGAAGAAGAUUGAGAUGCACAACUUGGAGCACUCCCUUGGGAAGCACUCCUACAGUCUCGGCAUGAAUCAUUUUGGAGACAUGACCAAUGAGGAGUUCAGGCAGGUGAUGAAUGGCUACAAACUGCAGCAGAGGAAGUCCAAGGGCUCUCUGUUCCUGGAACCCAACAACAUGGAAGCCCCCAAGCAGGUGGACUGGAGAGAGGAGGGUUAUGUGACUCCUGUCAAAGACCAGGGCCAGUGUGGGUCUUGCUGGGCUUUCAGCACCACCGGCGCCAUGGAGGGUCAGAUGUUCAGGAAGAACAAGAAGCUGGUGUCUCUGAGCGAGCAGAACCUGGUAGACUGCUCGAAGCCUGAGGGAAACGAGGGCUGCAACGGUGGGCUGAUGGACCAGGCCUUCCAGUAUAUCCAGGACAACCAAGGUCUGGACUCAGAGGAAGCCUACCCAUAUUUGGGCACGGAUGACCAACCCUGCAACUACAAGGCUGAGUUCAGCGCUGCCAACGACACAGGCUUCAUGGACAUCCCCAGUGGGAAAGAACGCGCUCUGAUGAAGGCCAUCGCCUCCGUGGGUCCCGUCUCUGUUGCCAUCGACGCCGGCCACGAGUCCUUCCAGUUCUACCAGUCUGGCAUCUACUAUGAGAAGGAGUGCAGCAGCGAAGAGCUGGAUCAUGGAGUACUUGCCGUUGGAUAUGGGUUCGAGGGAGAGGACGUGGACGGGAAGAAGUAUUGGAUUGUGAAGAACAGCUGGAGUGAGAAGUGGGGAGACAAAGGUUACAUCUUGAUGGCAAAGGACAGGAAGAACCACUGUGGAAUCGCUACAGCUGCUAGCUACCCUCUCGUGUAGAGUGGAGUCCGUUGUCAACAUGCUUUGGGUGUGUUGUUAGUUAGGCAUAUUUUAAAGAAAGGGCCCUGAAUACAGAGCUGCCUUAAUGUUGCUAAAGGGUAUGAGAGACAUAAACAGUCAGAAAUGAAACACACUUUUAAGAUGUUUAUCCAAUUCAACUGUUUGUUUUAUACUUGAUUUUACGUGUGUAUGAGAUUGUAAAUAAACUCUUUUUUGUUUUUUCGCGUUAAUUCAUCGAAACCCGUUGGACCUCUGUGGUGCACAUUCCCAGUCUUGUCUGCUUGACAUGUUCUGUAAAACCAUAUUAACUGGCACAUGAGCGAAAUAAAUGUUUUACAAUACA
Hypomesus transpacificus is the source of this 1480-nucleotide messenger RNA. RefSeq names its product cathepsin La (gene ctsla). Bases 124 to 1137 code for a protein of 337 amino acids. The record is from RefSeq and is a predicted model, not a curated record. The transcript is spliced from 8 exons. NCBI's taxonomy places the organism in Eukaryota, Metazoa, Chordata, Actinopteri, Osmeriformes, Osmeridae. Gene Ontology annotation, biological process: immune response. Gene Ontology annotation, molecular function: cysteine-type endopeptidase activity. Gene Ontology annotation, cellular component: lysosome.